Miscanthus lutarioriparius is the source of this 1503-nucleotide messenger RNA. The record is from the annotation of a GenBank genome assembly. Lineage: Eukaryota; Viridiplantae; Streptophyta; Magnoliopsida; Poales; Poaceae.
AUGCCCCGAGAUUGUGCACCGUCGCGGCUCCAGACCGGGCGGGUUCCUCAACCAGUCGACCUCGACGCGCCCACAACACAUUGCGGCGGGGUUUCCUUCUUUGAGAAAGUUCUGAACCAGAGGAGCCGCGCGGUGCGGGCGGGCGGAGAGCCGGAGGCCCUCGCUGCUGCAGCUCAAUUCGUAUUGAAAAUGUCUGGGCAGGCUGGACGUGUGGGCGUGAGUAUGUGGGAAUCCUUGUUCGGAAUGGGAAAGGUGCUUUACUCUAACUCUGUUUACUCUACUGCAAUAGUAAUUUUACCUCUGCUGCUGUGCAUUAGGAACGAUGCUGCUACUGUCAUGCUUUCUGGACAAUUGGCAGAUGGCUUCACAACAAUCUUUGUUGGGGAAUUGAUGGAUCGCUUUGGGCAUUUCAAACUGUGGCAUGCAGGAGGAUCUAUUUUAGUGGCAAUUUCCUUCUCGUCUGUUUUUGGUAGCUGUGUUCCUUGCAAACUUAUGGGAACUAAUUCAUCUACUUUGGAGACUGUUGGAUACAGCACAUUUGCCGCUAUUUUUAAUGUUGGUUGGGCAGUUACUCAAGUCGCUCACAUGUCUAUGGUAAACUGCAUGUCAUCAAAUCCAACUAGCCGGGUUUCACUUGUAAGCUGUCGUAAUGCCUUCACGAUGGUUGCAAAUCUUUGCCUGUAUGGCAUUGCUUUGUUGAUAUUUACUCUAUUGCAGUCAGUGAACGUACUAGUUCAGUAUCGUUGGAUUGCUUAUGUGUCCAUUUCCCUCGGAUGUUGCUUUGUUGUCAUCUUCUUGGUUGGAACCAAAGAGCCUGGAUCAAUCCGGCCCUGCAUGGAUAAGAAUCUUUCCAGAAUUUCAUGGGCCUACUGGUUCAAGAAAGUAUUGUACUACCAAGUUGCUCUAGUCUACACUCUGACUAGAUUGGUGACCAAUGUUUCACAGGCAUUUCUCGCUUUCUAUGUAAUAAAUGAUUUAGAAAUGAAUCAAUACUCCAAAGCAUUGGUACCUGCUAUUAUCUACAUCUGCAGUUUGAUAGUAUCUGUAAUAUUACAGGAGACUAGAUGGUCAAGUUGGCGUCUUAAGCUUUACUUUUCAGCUGGAGCAGUGCUUUGGAUAUUGUCAGGUCUUGGAAUUGUUUUUCUACCGAGCAGAAUGCACAACCUCAUGUAUGCCAUUUCAACCAUAAUAGGAGCUGCGAAUGCACUUAUGACAGUGACAAGUAUUAGCAUGGAAGGUGUUUUAGUAGGAGAAGAUCUAAAUGGUUGUGCUUUUGUGUAUGGCUCAUUAAGUUUUGUUGACAAAGUUUCAUGUGGAGUAGCUCUGUAUGUUCUUGAGUCCUAUCAAGGAUCAAAUUUAGGAACAGCAUUUGGCUAUUCAGUUACAAGACUUGGCUUGGGCUUAGUUCCAGCUGUCUGUUCACUGCUUUCAGCAAUAGUAGCUUAUACCAUGGACCUCCCUGAUACUCGGUGGAGACCUUUGGUGGAGCCCCUUCUAGCAUAA